Messenger RNA from Paramormyrops kingsleyae, 4096 nucleotides. The record is from RefSeq and is a predicted model, not a curated record. NCBI's taxonomy places the organism in Eukaryota, Metazoa, Chordata, Actinopteri, Osteoglossiformes, Mormyridae.
ACCCAACCCCAAAAAAUCAUGAAAUGAUGCACUCGUAGAUUUAUGAAAGUAGGCAUAUCUGUUGAACUGAAAGACAAGAAGUUAAUUAAUAUUUCCUAGUACAAUUUUUCUCAGCCCUUUUUUCUCUCGUUUAGGAAAUAUCAGUGGCAAUGGGUAGAGUGAGAAAAGGUAAAAGAGUAAUAAGGAAAGAUCUAUGGAAUGCAGCAGGUGGAGUGGAUGCUGUGGUGCAAGAAUUUUUGCAGUUUCCAGAUCUUUCUGAAGGCAUAUGUUUCAGUUCUGAAAAUUGGUCAGCAAUGGCAGAUAGAUUAUUUGGAGACAAGUCUGAAGCAAAUAAAAAGUGGCUAAGGAUAGCGUGGAGCUAAAACAGGAAGAAAGUAAAAGACAGAGUUCUUCAGCAUCAGACACUGUUCUCAGGCGAUGAAGAAAUCAAUGUCUCAAGCUUAUUCAAAUUUUCUGUUCCCUCACAAGAUCAGUUCGUCCAAACUCCACAAGAAGAUGAUCCCACAGACGGCAAACAAUGCAGUCUAUUAAAAGAUCACUCACCAUUGAGUAAUUAUGAGGAUUUUGUUUCCAAUACACAUUGGGAAGAAAGACCUAAUGGAGACUUUGAGGAGCAUGGAGUCUGUUCUAUUUCUUCAGUUUCUGAUGAAAAGCAGACAGUAAAAAAACACUGGAGGCAAACUGCACGUAUUCCAAAAAUAUUUCAUAUCACAAUCAAAAGACAUUUGUGGAAAAAAAUGGCACCCAAAAGUGGUUCGUCAGGUCUCAGAACACCAUGGUGCCAUCUCCUCUACAAAAAGUUUUCAGAGAAGAACCCAAAUUGUACUCUGGCUUUUAAACGCCAUCAUGUAAAAAGUGAAAACACCAGAAAAAAGAAAUGUCCAUACUUGAGAAUAACUGCUGUUUGUAAAUUUUUGACAUGUAGAUGUAGAUACAUCUUUACAUUGAAGGAAAAACCAACUUCAAACUGUAAGACAGUGCAGUUUCGGGUGUGUAGGUUUGGGAACAUCAGACACCUCAGGAGUGAAAGUCAUUUCAGGAGAGCAAGUAAUGUCCGAAGGGGGAAAAUUGCUCAAAGUAUUCAUAAAGGUGUGAGCAAUGUGUAUUACCAUAGGCUACGCUCUACACCUACUCAGGAGUUGCUUGUUGGAAAUAUCAACAGAGUCUUGACCAAAAAUGUCCUGAAGGUGAUAUCUUCUGAAGUUAAAUCGUCCAGUCGGCUUCAUGAUAAUAUCAUCCUAGAACUCCUUUUAACACAGAAGAUCAUAAAGGAGGGUGAUACUGGGCAUUGCCUGUUCCCUGGAUAUGUUCAGCACUUACAAGUUGAUCCUUUUGGAGUGCAUCUGUACACAGAAACUGGGAUGGGAAUACUUGUGAAUCAUUUACGGAAGAAAAAAAAACCUACCCUGCACCUUGACGCCACUGGCAGUAUUGUGUCAAAGAUUCCUGGUCAAAGCAAGAGAGUGUUGUAUUAUAGCCUCACUCUGCCUGGACAUGGGUCAAAUGUGCCACCACUGCCAGUUGCAGAGAUGCUAACAAAUGACCAUUCUAUACCAGCCAUAUCUUUUUGGCUGUCACAAUUUGUGAGAACACUCACCAGCUGCACAUCAGUUAAGGUCUCAAAUGUUGAAACAGAUUUCAGUUGGGCCUUAAUUCAGGGAACACUGCUGGCAUUUAACAAGGAAAAUGUGGUAUCCUACCUGGACCGUGCUUAUGAAGUUCUUUUCAGAAAGAGGACAAGGAAAGAACUUCAGAUGUUCACGGUACUUCAUCUAUGCUCUGCACAUAUUUUGAAGGCCUUUGCAGAUAAUAUUUGUAAAUGUACCGAGGACAAAGGUCUUAAGGAGUUUGCCAUAUACUGUUUUGCACGCCUUCAGAACUGUGUGAGUAUGAGUGUGGCCACUGAAAUAUUCAAAAACAUCUGUGUCGUCUUCAGCACGCAGUCUGAGACUCCACAAGUACACGACAGCAUUCAACGUUUAAGUAAGCGCAUCAAAGCCAUUGAUUUGCCAGAGGUGGAAUUCCCUGUGAAAGAUGCUAUCAUGUAUGACACUGAUCACAAACUGGAAAAAUCCAUUAUCAGAAGGUCACCAUUUAUGACUUACUUCCGUGAUGUGCUGAAGAAUACCCAGAUAGUUGGAAAUGCUGAUGAAAACAUAUAUGGGUAUUUAUCCACUGUGGAGUGGAAUUCUACUUGGAGAUCUUGCAAGGUAUGCCUCUGACAAGAUGUGAAGAUGUGCUCUCUAUUGGCCUGAAAACAAGAGAGACCAAUUGCCAUGUGGUUUGGCAUCGUAAAGAAUAACAUUCUUAUGAAGAGAAGAUCCCUAAGGCCGGCAGAAUUUAUAAGAAUGAUGUAUGCAUCACUGCAAGGACGCUAUAGAGAGCAUAUAAUGCAGUUGGCUCUCCCUGAACAGCUGUUCACAAGGCCAAUUAAGAAAGCAGGCAUUGACCUCUCCCAAGAAGAAUGGGCAAAAAGGGAGACACGCAUAAAUAAAAAAUCUAAAUAUUUCAGCAUUCCUGAUCAGCUUCCUGGCCCAAAGGCAUGCAAGAAAGCCAAGCAAAAAGGAAAAAAAAACAUACAUCAUUAAAGGAAGAGAAAAAAGAAGAAAAACCAGUGUUGAAAGAAGAGAAGAAAGAAGAAAAAAAAACAAUGAAAGAUGAUAACUUGCAGGUCCAAGAUGCUGGGCUACUGUGCUCUCUGCAUCAAGAAAUCACAGCUGAUGAGGUGCAUGAGCUAUGGCAAAAAGAGCCAUGUGAAGUAGUGGUCGCAGUAGUUCCAUCAAAAGAGGGGACUGUACGUUAUACAUUGCGUCACAGAGAGUUCCUGACUUUGAAGCCCGACACUUGUAUCAUGGGAGAGGUGAUAGAGGCCUACAUUCAAGCUGUCUGCAACACAACAGGAGAAGGAAAAAGACUGUUCAACCUUAAUCAUUACACAACACAAAUAAUUUUGACCGGCAGCAGGGAGGAGGUUGCCAGAUGUAGCGUGAAAAGAGUGCACUUUGAUCAAUACCACGGAGUUGUUGGGUUUUUCAAUACAGGUGCACACUGGAAACUCAUAUGUCUGAAUGCUAUAAAAGAGAUCAUUUCUGUGCUGGACCCAAAUGGACACUGUGAAACUGAGGAUUCUGCAAGGGCAGCAAAGCGAUUCAGUGAAUUUUUCAAGAUGAGGCGAAUUCAGCAUGGCUUGGAAGACUGGGUGGACAUUAAAUGGAAGCCCAGCACAAUUGAACACACCAAGCAGACUGAUGGUAGCAGCUGUGGAGUUUUUGUUAUGAAGAUGGCUGCAGAAAUGGUGACAAGCUUUCCAGACCUGCCAGAUGAAAUCAUAGUUCCACCCUCCAAACCUAACAUCAGGGAGCUCCGGCUUCAGAUGGCACAAUUUCUUUUGAGCUCAACAGGAAACGAGAAACAGCAUGACACCACAAUGACUGAUCUGGGGAAGACUGACUGAGACACGGACUAAAUACACAAGACAAGCUAAGGGUAACAAGCAACAGGUGAGAACAAUCAGGCAGAAACAGGAGGUAACGAGGUGGGUGUGGCACACACGAGGAUUGUACGGAGCUGGGCGUGACAAUAGUGUGAUACUUUUCCUAUGUAUGUUGAAAAAGGCCUCCUACCAUCCUGCUCUUGUGAUCAAUUCUAGAGAAGAAUAGGCCAAUUCACACUCUUGGUGGUGCCGUGGAUUAGCCUUUUAGGCAUGUGCAGACCAUACUGGAACCCACUGACUGAAUUGCCCUCUUCUUGAGGAGUGUUACGUAGUGUGUCCUUCUUCCUAUGGCUACUUUGGAUCACCAUACAUCUUCUCAAGUUUAUGUAGGUUAUAUAUUGCCUUUAUGCACAGUAUGCUUGCUUCUGUUUCUGGAAAAUCCUUAGGUUAGUCCUAUGUAGCCCAUGAUUUAGUUGUACAUGUUUUAAACUCUCGUGUCUCAUCUCUGGCAUGGGGGAACUAUAACACUGAUGCUGGUUGCAUGUGUAGAAGUGCACCUAUGAAGAUUAUAAAAAUGAAAGAGAACAUUGAAUGUUUCUGAUGUCUUAUGAUUGUAUUAACAUUGUUCUCAUUGAUUCAGUUCCAAUGAGAGACCUAUGUUCG